UACUAAGGAACAGUGCUUUAUUAUUUAUUUUUUAUUUAUUUAUUAUUUGUUAUUGUGCAUCUGUUUGUGAGUUGGUUUUGCAAAGUUGGACGCAAGCAGACUUCUUGUUAGCUGCCAGUAUAUUUUUGGAUUUUUUUUUAGCAGAAAAUGCAGGAAGUUCACUUUGAGAAAGCCAGAGAGCCACCGGGAUGUCCUAGAUAUAAGAGACCAAGUGAAGGAUACAGCGACCCAGUGUUACCAGAGCAACUGGCUAAAGUGCACUCAGCCAAUGCCUCCUUCAGCAUGCUUAUUCAUGGCGUGUAGCUCCUUAUUCCAGCAACUCUGCAAGUGGUUCCACUGGAAUUACUUGCAGUAUGAGGUUUGACUCUGAGGUAGAGAAAGUGGCUGAACUUUUCUCUGGGAGAGAAGUGCUCUGAAAUAGAAACAACAGCAAAGAAACAUUUGGGCAGAGGAUGUGAUUAAAGGUUUGCAGUCUUUAAAAAAAAACCAAACAUCAGUUCAAACUGAAGGAACCUGAGGAAGUGUCUUGAAGAAACUGAUGUUCUCCGUUGGCUGGCUGAUACCAAGUUUAAAGGGCUUUGUUGCUAGUGAAUAUGUAUGCAUCCUGACUAUAUUUCUACUUGACUGUGGGGUGGAAUAUUCGGAAUGAAGCUGCCAUCAUGUCAUCCACAGACAAUGGCACUGAUAUUGAAGAAUUCUUGGUCCACAUAAACUUGGGGCAGUACCUUCCUAACUUUAAAGAGUAUGGCUAUAACAUUGUGACAGACUGCAUGGGAAUAAAUAACAGUAUACUUCAGCAAAUGGGAGUGUUGCCUACAGGACAUCGCAGAAGAAUUCUUAAGCAAUUAGACACCACUUUUUCAAAAAUGCAAGGAGGUUCUCUUUUGUGUGAAAAUCUAAAAUUCAAAGAUUUGAAAGGUUCAGAAAAGCAGCAAUAUUUGUCCUCAGAUCAGGAGUCUCCAAUAAGCAAUUCAAGUAUAGACAGGACUAGCUUGAUACCUGCAACAUUGUCAGAACAGCUUAAUAAAGCUUACAUUGGUAACAAAAGAUUUGAUCUUGCAGAACAAAACUUAUUAGAGGCAAAUGACGAUCGCUUUAAAAAUUCAGAUUUUUCUAGUUUAUACCAGAAUUCAGACAGAAUGCUAAAAGCUAUCCAUCAAAUUGGAUGUAUUAAGAUGAAUACUCAGCCAGAUACAUCACUGGAAGAAGCUGCUGCAUACCAAGCUGAUGAGCGCUUGGCUGGCUGUUUGGCAUUUCAUGAUCCUCCUACUUCGUUUGCUCAUUCAUGUGAGACAAAAUACAAUGAAAACAAACAUCUCAUGUUUUCAGAUGAGGAUGAUUUAUCUGAUAGUGAGCCAAAUUCUCCAUUCUUUAAGUUUAAAGGAGAAAUGAUAGACAAUGACUUAUAUGGUUCUUAUGCACAAAACUGCAUGAAAGUAUUUCCAAGAGCAACCCGGUCUUUUAUAUUAAGGCAUCGGCCUGUACCAGAAAUUCCAGAAUCAAGUGAAGUUCAAGCUUCAUCAAGUUCCCUUCAGAAAAGAAGAAAUGUGGAUCCUGUAAAUAUUUCUUGCACUGGGAAGCAAAUUUCACGAGACAACACUUCCACAGAAGAAAAGCCACCUAUCAUCUCUCCAUAUGGGGAAACCUUUAUUUGUGACAACCCUGAAGAUGCUAAGGAACUCCAUGGAAAUGAAUUCCUGGCUUCUGAAAAUAAAUUGGAUCUAGGAACAAAUGAGGAGUAUUCUUACAAGAAUCUAUGUUCCUUUAACAAUCAGGAAGAGAAGACAAAGGAAUUUGCAAAAAAUGAAUCACUGUCUCGGGAAAAGAAAGUAGUAUCACCAGAAGAAUCUGAAAGUGAAUCUGUGUAUUCUUUUGUGGAACAAUGUUCUUUGCCUUUAAAGAAAAAGAAAAACAAAGCAAAAACAUACUCAGCAUCUUGUAGUAAGAUACAGUGUGGAGAUUCAGAUCGCUUGGUCAGUGAACAAAUGCAUUUUCAGCAAUUUGAUGGAGAUCAAACUGUGAUUGGAAAUGAAUCAAUAACACCUUAUGCUUGUUUUUAUGGACCAUCAGUAACGAAGGUUAAAGCAGGAUGGCUGGAUAAAUUAUCCCCUCAAGGCAAACGUGUGUUUCAGAAGCGCUGGGUUAAGUUCGAUGGAGACAGCAUUUCAUAUUACAAUAAUGAAAAGGAAGUGUUCUCAAAGGGAAUAAUACUGCUCUCUGCUAUAGCAACAGUAAGAAUUCACGGGGAGAAUAAAUUUGAAAUUGUCACAUCCCAUAGGACUUUUGUCUUCCGUGUGGAUAAAGAAGAAGAAAGGAAUGCCUGGGUUAAUACAAUGCUCAAUGCCUUGAAAUCACAGUCUGAUAAUAACUCUCAGUCUCGAACUUCUGUCACCCCUGAGAAAAGUGGCUAUCUUGAGCUGAAAGGAUACAAAGCCAAAAUUUUUAUUCUACUUCAGGGGAAUACUGUGUGGAUCUGCAAAAAUGAGCAGGAUUUUAAGACAGGAUUUGGUAUCACUUUAAUCCCUAUGAACGUGGCAAAUGUAAAACAAGUGGAUCGGACUGCAAAGCAAUCUUUUGAAAUAAUUACUCCUUAUAAAACCUUUAGCUUUACAGCAGAGUCGGAAAGAGAGAAACAAGACUGGAUUGAAACACUGCAGCAAUCAAUAGCAGAAACUCUGUCUGAUUAUGAAGUAGCUGAGAAGAUUUGGUUCAAUGAGUCCAACAGGAGCUGUGCUGACUGUAAAGCUCCCGGUCCUGACUGGGCAUCCAUCAAUCUCUGUGUUGUCAUUUGUAAGAAGUGUGCAGGACAGCACAGAUCUUUAGGACCAAGAGAUUCAAAGGUCCGGAGUCUAAAAAUGGAUGCCAGCAUUUGGAGCAAUGAACUUAUUGAGCUGUUUAUUAUCAUUGGAAAUAAAAGAGCAAACAGUUUUUGGGCAGGAAAUCUUCCUCCAGAUGAAGAGCUGCAUAUGGAUGCCCCUGCAGAAAAAAGGAUAGCAUUCAUUACACAAAAAUAUAAAGAGGGAAAAUUCAGGAAAGUACCUUUUCCCUACAAAACCAAGGAACAGUUGAAUAAGGCCCUGUGUGCUGCUGUAGUCAAACAAGAUGUGCUAGAAACUCUGAUGUUGCUGUUUAGUGGGGCUGAUGCUAUGUGUGCCACUGGAGACCCCGUUUACAGUACUCCAUACUUACUAGCCAAGAAAGCUGGACAAAGACUGCAAAUGGAAUUCCUGUACCAUAAUAAGUUCUCAGAUUUCCCAAACUACGAUACUUGUUUUAAAAGUGAAUUCUCUGAAGAUUCUUCACAUUCCAUCUUUCUUUGUGAAUUCCUAUACAAAGUUUCUUCAAAUACUGCUAAGCUUCUUACAGAGAAGAAGCUAAAAGAAGAUUGCAACAGAAGAUGGUGCACUUUGGAAAGUGGCUUUCUGAGCUACUAUGAAAAUGAUAAAACUACCACACCUAGCGGUAUGAUUGACAUCAAUGAAGUUAUCUGUCUUGUAGUGCACAAGUCAGACCUCUUUUCAAACAGAGGGGACAUCUUUACUUUUGAAAUCUACUUAAUGUCAGAACGUGUUUUUCUGUUUGGAGCUGAAACUGCAUAUUCACAAAGAAAAUGGACUUGGGCAAUAGCUAAGCAUUUUGUUCCCCCUGUGGCUGAAUGCUUAUUAGAGAGAAACUGUGACCUGAUAGGCCAGCUGUACUACAAAGAUUGCCAUAACCUGGAUCAGUGGAGAAAAGGCUGGUUUGCUAUAGAGAAGUCGAGCCUUUAUUUUUGUCUUGAGAUGGAGAAUGCUGAAGAAGAUUCCAUAUAUUUAAGGAGGCUGCAAGAACUAACAAUCAGUAGUGUGAUGCAAAAUGGAGAGAAAAUAGACGUCUUGCUGCUCGUUGAAAAAGGAAGAACGCUCUACAUCCAUGGCCAUACAAAGCUGGAUUUCAUGGUCUGGUAUAGUGCAAUUGAAAAAGCAGCAGGCACAGAUGGUAAUGCAUUACAAGACCAGCAGCUCAGCAAAAAUGAUGUUCCUAUUAUAGUGAACAGCUGUAUAGCAUUUGUUACACAGUAUGGUUUAGGUAGCAAGCAGAUCUACCUUAAGAAUGGGGAUUCUUCCAAAGUGGCUGAACUGCUGGAAAGUUUCAAAAAAGAUGCAAGGAGCGUUAAACUAAGAGCAGGAAAACAUCAGCUUGAAGAUGUAACUGAUGUGUUGAAAAGUUUUCUUUCUCAAAUAGAUGAUGCGCUUCUCACAAAAGAACUUUAUCCAUUCUGGAUCUCUGCAUUAGAUACACAAAAUGAAAAGGAACGUGUGAAGAAGUAUGGAACUUUUAUUCGGACACUUCCACCAGUCAGUAGGGCAACUUUGGCUGCUUUAAUUGAACAUCUUUACAGGGUGCAAAAGUGUUCUGAAAUCAACCAUAUGAACCCUCACAAUCUCGCCAUGGUGUUUUCCUCAUGCUUAUUUCAAACAAAAGGCCAAACUAGCGAAGAAGUCAAUGUAAUUGAAGAUCUAAUUAAAAAUUAUGUGCAACUUUUUGAUAUAAAUGAAGACCAGGUCAAACAAAUGGAUAUAGAGAAUAGCUUUAUUACUAGGUGGAAAGACACUCAAGUUUCCCAGGCUGGAGAUUUGCUUAUUGAAGUUUAUGUGGAAAGAAAGGAGCCAGACUGUAGUAUUAUAAUCAGGGUAUCACCUUUGAUGGAAGCAGAAGAAUUAACUAAUGAUGUCUUAGGAAUUAAAAACAUUACUCCCAACAAAGAUGAUAUCUGGGCUGCUUUUGAAGUACUUGAAAAUGGAGAACUAGAGCGCCCUCUGCAUUAUACAGAGAAUGUACUAGAACAAGUUCUUCACUGGAGUUCACUACCAGAGCCUGGCACUGCAUAUCUGAUAAUAAAGAGAUUUCUAACAGCAGACAUGAUAAAACUCUACAGUGAGAAAAAUGAUAAAGGUAGCAUGAAAGCAGGCAAUCUGAAGUACAAAGAAGAACCAUCAAAACUACUGUCUGGAAACAAGUUUCAAGAGCGUUAUUUUGUGUUACGGGAAGGAAACUUGCUUCUUUAUAAGGAUGUGAAGGCUAGCAAACCUGAAAAAGUGUUGCCUGUCAAUUCCCUGAAGCUUUAUCUUGGAGUGAAAAAGAAAAUGAAGCCACCAACAAUCUGGGGACUUGCAGUAUUUUCUGAAAAGCUCCAGUGGUACAUAUGUUGUGAUGGACAAGAUGUGCAGAUGGAGUGGAUGAUCAGCAUUUUUACUGCACAGCAUGCAGAUAUAUGGCCACCUGCUGGAAAAGCAAGAAAACAGUCUAUAACUAAAAGUCCAAAGAUCGGAGGCUUACCACUAAUUCCUAUUCACCAGAAGAACACUUGUAAAAUCAGAGGGAGUACAGAAAAUAUAGAACUGCACUCUGGAAAACCAAAAUUCAGUGAGCAUCAUGAAAAUGAAUUUCUGGAAGAAAGAAAAAAUUGGAAAGAAAAAGCUUCUAUUGUGGCACAAUGUUUGGAACGGAAGGAGGAGAAAGUCCGAAAUCAUGCAAAAACACAUUGGAACUCAGUCUCUGCUGAGGAUGUAGGUGCAGGGAUGACUGACCUACAUGGAAAACCACAUAAGGCACUGAAGAAAAAUAAGAACAAAACAAAGAAAACUACUUUGGAAUUAGAUAACAAAUUGCCAUCAAAUGUUAUUCAGGAACUAAAUACAGUGCUGCAGAAGAACAGAGUACUUCCUGAUGAAACCUCUAGCUGAUUUCCUGAGUCUGAAGUUUAUAUAUGUGUAUAUGUGUGUGUGUGUGUAUGUAUAUAUAUAUAUAUAUAUGCGCGUGUAUAUGUAUUUUCUGGAAAAAAGUAGUCGGGUUUGAUGCAUGCAGUUGUACAGUGCAGAGGAAAUAUAAUUUGUUUAUAUGCAGCUGUUAAUUUUGUACGUGCUUAUGCCACAUGCUAUAAUUUAAGACUGAACUGAGAAAGCUGAUUAUAUAAAACUCCAGAAAUUUGGAGGUUUUCCUGCGCAGUGCAAUGACAUCAGGGUUUUGUUAAUUAUUUUUUGUUGCAGAUCUUGUUUGAUAUAAUAAUUCUAAGCUUUUCCUCUGUUUAUAUUGUGUACCAUCUUGUAAGUACUAGAGAGAUAUUUUUGGAAAGAAGACAAGAUAUACAAUGAUAUUGGUAUUGUUGGCCUGCAAUAUUUUUAAUUGUCUCUAACACUAUAAAAAUUAGUAACAUCUGCUUUGAAAAGUGAUUUUUCAUGUAUUUUUUUUAAUUUAAAAAUUAAAUUAGUGUCUGCUUCCACAGAUUUGUCCUCUGACAGAGCAUGUGAAAGAAUCAAAAGGGAGAGGAAGGUAAUAGAUAAGACAAUGUAUUCGUUCUUGUAUCUUAGAACUGUGUCUAUAUGGUGUACAUCUGAUUAAAACAUCUAAGCAUUGAGAGAGAAUACUGAGGAUGACAAAAAGAAGUCUUCAAAGCAACAUUUAAUUUAAAAGGGUAUAUGAAUUGGAAGAGUAGCAUCAUCUCUUUCUGCCAAUGGGCUGAAGUAAUUUUAUAAACAGACAUUGGGUAGCUCAGGGUGACAGAGGCAGACUUCUCUAUCACUGUUUGGAUAAAGCUUGCUUGGUUCUGACAAAGCUGCCGGCAUCUGAUGAAUAUUUAAUAUUCACAUGAGAAAUUAAUUUCCUUAAGAAAAAAUGGUCCCCACACAAGCAUAUCUGUCAGAAGGUUAUUAACUCACUCAAUUAAGAAGUGCCAGUUACUAAAUGGGUGAGAUUAACCCCUCCCUUUACCAUGAGGACAAAGGUGAGCAGUGUGCUUUUUGCAGGGACUAGGAAAUCCCUGUACUACACCUGUAGCACAGCUCUUACUCCGAGUGUGAGGAGAGUCCCAAGGUUGAGACAACAGGCUCAUUUGCUGCAUUCUGAGUAUGUAGGUAGCAGUUUCUGGAGAUAUAUGAUAUACUAUCAUCCUGCCACUACUUUGGUUUUUAAGCCCUGAGUUCCUUACAUUUAAAAAUCAGAAAAUGGCUUCAAAACAAAACCUCUGUGAGCAAUGAAACUAUUUGGUUUUCUUAAGUUGUUUUGUGAAUCUCACCUUUAUUUAUCCCAUGGGAUUGCCACCUUCCUUUCUCACAGCAUAUCCCAGUUUUCACUUUGUCCCAUAACAGCUGAAUGGGCAAAAGGCACCGCUGUGCUGAGGCUGUUUCCAGGUGUUGCAGAUGCUACCUGGUUAAGCAGCAGGAUCAACAGAGCAGAGAGCUAAUGAGCUCAUGCUGCACCUUUGCUUCAGGGGAGGCAUUAAUAACAGCAUCUGCUUUAUUUUGCUGCUGUCCCUUUUGUGGGCUGUUUAACCACUCUGCCACAGAUUUUCACUAGCCUUUGGUGUUCCUCAAGUUCGAUUGGAAUUGGCCAGAGCUCUUAGGGUAGAAGAGAGAAUUUUAAACUAUUUCUUGCUUAUUGGAAGCUGUUUUAAAUAAUCUCUUAAUUCCUUAAAUUUAAUUUUUCCUCUGAAAUUUUAUCAGCAUCAAUUGAUUUUUAUUAACAUAGUUUUCAGGAUGAUUUAUGUUGCUACUGAAUUUCUGCCCAUACUUCCCAUAAGUAUGACUACUUAUCCCCUCUUCUGGUUUUGUUAUUCACAGGUGCCGUAAUAUUUCUUACAUCAUUUACUUCUAUUCUUGAUUGCAUCGAGCAGCUUAAUUGGAAAAAUAAUUUGUUUGACUGAAGAAAUUAGACAAAUUAAAUAAUGUAUCUGGCAAUUCUGCUAGGAAGUAUAGGGAAAACUAGGUCAAACUCCAAUAUCUUUUAGUGGUUUGUGUUUAUUCUUCUGGAGUGGAGCACGGACAAAGCAAGUUUAGUCUUCCAGACUUUGCACUUACCGUAUUUGACCAAUUGUUAAAUCUGAAACAAGUUUGUAGAUUUUAAUUUUCCAAGUGCACUGUUGACUCUUUUGCUACAUAUAAUUUUUAAUUGAUCCUUCUUCUAAUUUAUUGAGGCCCUAGCUCAAGAAAGCAUAUAAUCCUGAACUUAAAUCGUAUUGACUAAAGCAGCUGCUUAAUGUAAUAAGCACAUUCUUAAAUGCCAAUUUGAAUUGGGGCCUUAUGCCAUCAGGAGAAAUUACUGUCUGAGGCGGGACCUGAAUGUACUGUUUACAGUUGUACUUUUAUUUGAAAAUAUUUUUCAGUAUUGAGUUACAGUUCCUGUAUUUAUCUUUUUAUUGGGUUCUUAAAAAUGACAUUCACCUUACUGCUGAAAGCUUCAUGCAUCAUUUAAGCUCCUACACUAAUGGAAUAAAUGGAGCAAUGGAAGGGUUUUGUGCGUUGAAGUGAAUAUGCCCAUGAAGAAAAUGUGUUGUGUAUUUUUAUUGGAUCUAAGAACUACAGAAAUAUUUGUUCUGUUUCAAAGGUCUAUCACAGAUAAAGUAUCUGUAUGGCUGCUGUUAAAAGGCCCUAAAAAUCAAGAAGAAAAAUGUUUAUUAAAAUAUGUUUAAAUUUGGCUUUGUAUGUAUAUGUACACAAAUACAUUAUAUAUGGAUAUAUAUGCUUGCAGAUAGGUGCACAUCCACAGAGAGACACUGAAUGGUGAGGGUUAACUCAAGGACAAUUCAUUUGGGAAAGAAGAAAUUUUGCAAUUAGUUGUUUCAAAUAGGUAUCAAAGUUUUGGACCAAUUAUCUUGACGUAAUGUUGCACUACACAUUUCAGAUUGAUUUAAGAUCUGCGUAAUAAAUGUGUUUUGUUGCAAUAC
Messenger RNA from Falco peregrinus (peregrine falcon), 8698 nucleotides. It is a transcript of the gene ARAP2, whose product is annotated as ArfGAP with RhoGAP domain, ankyrin repeat and PH domain 2. NCBI's taxonomy places the organism in Eukaryota, Metazoa, Chordata, Aves, Falconiformes, Falconidae. The transcript has 33 exons. Gene Ontology annotation, biological process: signal transduction; positive regulation of GTPase activity. The record is from RefSeq and is a predicted model, not a curated record. Bases 660 to 5723 code for a protein of 1687 amino acids. Gene Ontology annotation, molecular function: protein binding; phosphatidylinositol-3,4,5-trisphosphate binding; GTPase activator activity.